This is a messenger RNA of Diaporthe amygdali, 402 nucleotides long. RefSeq lists its product as uncharacterized. The record is from RefSeq and is a predicted model, not a curated record. Lineage: Eukaryota; Fungi; Ascomycota; Sordariomycetes; Diaporthales; Diaporthaceae. Bases 1 to 402 code for a protein of 133 amino acids. The transcript has 2 exons.
AUGUGCUUCGGUAAAAAGCUGCUGCGAAUGGCAUACAAGCCGGUGCAGAGCUUUUCAGCCAUGGAGGACAUCACCAUGGCCACAACGGAGGCUACCACCACCAUCACCAUGAUGGUCAUCACGACGGUGGCGGACACUCGUCGGGUUGGCAUGGCGGCGGACACUCGGGAGGUUACGAUGGCGGCGGUCAUUCAGGUGGCGGACACGAUGGCGGCGGCGGCGGAGGAGGAGGAGGAGGAGGAGGCGAUGGUGGAGGGGGUGGAGGAUGUUGACUGGUCUCGUUUCAAACCAGAGAAAUGCACUCUAUCAAGCACCUAUAAUGCGUACCGAAUGACCUGCUCAAAGAUGCCUCAUGCUACUCGAUGCUGCUUAUCAUGGCCAAGGGGUGGCAAAACCAGUUAG